Messenger RNA from Sorex araneus (European shrew), 3980 nucleotides. RefSeq names its product replication factor C subunit 1 (gene RFC1). Gene Ontology annotation, biological process: DNA repair; DNA replication. The record is from RefSeq and is a predicted model, not a curated record. Gene Ontology annotation, molecular function: ATP hydrolysis activity; DNA clamp loader activity; DNA binding. Lineage: Eukaryota; Metazoa; Chordata; Mammalia; Eulipotyphla; Soricidae. Gene Ontology annotation, cellular component: DNA replication factor C complex; nucleus. The transcript is spliced from 25 exons. Bases 288 to 3734 code for a protein of 1148 amino acids.
CCUGGGAGAAGCGUCCGUGGGAGACGCCCACCCACCUACCCACCCACACGUCCCGCCGGCCGCGACCGCCCCGGAAACGCCGCCCGGAAGCCGGGCGCGGCGCCGCCGGCCCCGAGUCCGCGGCCCGGGCCCCCCGGCGCGUGACGUCAUCAGCGCGCGCCGCCCGCCCCGCCGCCUGCCUCCACUUCGCGGGAGAAGUUGUUGGCGCCAAUGGAUGCCGGGCUCCGGUAACGGCUUCCCCUCGCCGGCCGCUCCGCCCGCCCGGCGCCCGGGCCCCGCGGGCUGCGAUGGAUAUUCGGAAAUUCUUUGGGGUUAUACCAAGUGGAAAGAAGCUUGUGAGUGAAGCAGUGAAGAAGAAUGAGAAAACAAAGGGUACGGAAGAUACCCCGAAAGCCAAGAGAGGCAAAAAGGAAGGCAAGGUAAAUGCUUGUAAAGAAGAUGAUGCUAAGCAGAAGCAGCCAAAUAAGAAAAAGAGGAUCAUCUACGAUUCAGAUUCAGAUUCAGAGGAGACAGUGCAGGGUAAAAAUGCCAAAAAGCAAGCAGAAAAGUUGCCAUUGUCUACUAAGCCUGGUAAAAUUCUCCGGCGGGAUCCUGUUACAUACAUUUCAGAAACAGAUGAAGAAGAUGACUUUAUAUGUAAGAAAGCAGCCUCGAAAGCAAAGGAGAACGGAGGAUCUGUGGUUAGUUAUCUUGGAGUAGCCAAUAUGAAAAAGGGUGAAGAAAACACUAAGAUCAAGAAUAAACCUUUGUCACCAAUAAAACUUACCCCCACGUCAGUGCUGGACUAUUUUGGAACUGGAAGUAUUCAGCGAUCAGACAAGAAGAUGGUGGCAAGCAAAAGAAAAGAGCCUUCACACAGUGUGGACGAUGCCAGGCUCAGCGACGAGGCUCUCGCCGAGCAGCUCCAGCUGGAGGAGGAUGCAGAGCUGGAGCGGCAGCUGCACGAGGAUGAAGAGUUUGCCCGGACUUUAGCCAUGUUGGACGAAGAGCCCAAGAACAGGAAGGCUCGAAAGGACCCAGAAGAGAGAGAGACAUUAUUAUCUUUCCAAGCCAAUUUAAGUAAAGCAGAAAAACAUAAAUAUCCUCACAAAGUAAAAGCAGAAAAAUUUUCAGAUGAAAUGUUCUAUAGUCCUGAGAAACAAAUUAAAUGUGAAAGUCCAAAAAAACCUCAACAACAUUCCAAGUCAUUAGCUCACAAAAUAGGAGAGCCAUCUUCUCCAAAUAUCAGUUCCAAGUUGACCCUUUUGAAAAAAAAAGAAGAGCAUGUUUAUAAAGGAACAGCACCUUUGGCCUCAAAAAGAAAAGAAAAUGCUAAUGAAUUGGAAGGAGAGACAAAAACUCCUAAGAAAACCAAAGUUUCUCCAGCUAAAAAAGAGUCUGUAAGUCCUGAGGAUUCUGAGAAGAGACGCACCAAUUAUCAGGCUUACCGGAGCUACUUGAAUCGAGAGGGCCCCAAAGCUCUUGGAUCCAAGGAAAUUCCAACGGGAGCUGAGAAUUGCUUGGAAGGGCUCACGUUUGUGAUCACCGGCGUGCUGGAGUCCAUCGAGCGGGACGAGGCUAAGUCUCUGAUUGAGCGGUACGGCGGCAAGGUGACAGGCAACGUCAGCAAGAAAACCAGCUACCUGGUCAUGGGCCGUGACAGUGGCCAGUCCAAGAGCGACAAGGCAGCGGCCUUGGGGACCAAAAUUAUUGAUGAGGAUGGCCUACUGAAUCUGAUUCGAACCAUGCCAGGCAAGAAGUCCAAGUACGAAAUAGCAGUUGAAGCUGAGAUGAAGAAAGAAAAGUCUAAAUUGGAGCGGACACCCCAGAAAAGCAGCCCAGGAAAAAGGAAAAUGAGCCUGACCCCUAAGAAGGAGUCGGAAUCUAAAAGGACCAGACUGACUCCCCGAAAGGGCGGCUCCCUCACGCCAAAGAGACAGGCCCCGAGCCCGUCCCAGCGGGGCCCGCAGGGCACGGAGCCACUGGCCGAGGAGCUGCGGGGCGGCCGCAGGCCGGGGCGCGAGGCUGAGGGCAGCGGCGAGACCGGGGCGGAGUCUCUGCUCUGGGUGGAUAAGUACAAGCCGACCUCCCUCCGGACCGUCAUCGGACAGCAGGGCGAGCAGAGCUGCGCCAACAAGCUCCUGCGCUGGCUGCAGGGCUGGCACCGGGCGCCCUCGGAGGAGAAGAAACACGCGACGAAGUUUGGCAAAUUUGCCGGCAAAGACGACGGCUCCAGCUUUAAGGCUGCAUUGCUCUCGGGCCCUCCGGGUGUCGGCAAAACCACCACAGCCACUCUGGUUUGUCAGGAAUUGGGAUAUAGCUACGUGGAACUGAAUGCAAGUGACACUCGGAGUAGGAGCAGUUUGAAGGAGAUUGUGGCCGAGUCACUGAAUAACACCAGCAUCAAAGGCUUUUAUUCAAGUGGCGGUUCUCCUGGGAGCCUAAAACACGCACUCAUCAUGGACGAAGUGGACGGCAUGGCGGGGAACGAGGACAGGGGCGGAAUCCAGGAAUUAAUUGGCCUGAUAAAACACACAAAAAUUCCCAUUAUUUGUAUGUGCAAUGAUAGAAAUCAUCCCAAGAUUCGCUCUUUGGUUCAUUAUUGUUUUGAUCUUCGUUUUCAAAGACCUCGGGUUGAACAGAUUAAGGGCGCUAUGCUGUCUAUUGCAUUUAAAGAAGGGUUAAAGAUUCCUCCUCCAGCUAUGAAUGAAAUAAUUUUAGGGGCCAAUCAAGAUAUCAGACAGGUUUUACACAAUCUGAGUAUGUGGUGUGCAGAAACUAAGGCACUAACCUAUGACCAGGCCAAGGCUGACUCUCACAGAGCCAAAAAGGACAUCAAACUGGGCCCGUUUGAUGUUGCUCGGAAGGUGUUUGCAGCCGGCGAGGAGACAGCUCACAUGUCGUUGGUAGACAAGUCGGAUCUCUUCUUCCACGAUUACUCCAUAGCACCCCUGUUUGUGCAGGAGAACUACGUCCAUGUGAAGCCCGUUGCUGCGGGGGGCGACAUGAAGAAGCACUUGAUGCUACUGAGCAGGGCUGCUGACAGCAUCUGUGACGGGGACCUCGUGGACCGUCAGAUCCGGAGCAUGCAGAACUGGAACCUCCUGCCCACACAGGCCAUUUACGCCAGUGUUCUUCCUGGAGAGCUCAUGAGGGGCUUCAUGACUCAGUUUCCCACCUUCCCCAGCUGGCUGGGCAAGCACUCGUCCACGGGCAGGCACGACCGCAUUGUUCAGGACCUGGCUUUGCACAUGAGCCUCAGAACUUACUCCAGCAAGAGGACCGUGAAUCUGGACUAUCUGUCCCACAUACGGGAUGCGCUUGUGCAGCCCUUGAUUUCACAAGGGGUUGAAGGAGCCCAGGAUGUCGUCACUCUCAUGGACACGUAUCAUCUGAUGAAGGAGGACUUUGAGAAUAUAAUGGAAUUGAGCAGCUGGGGAGGCAAACCCAGCCCAUUCUCCAGGCUGGACCCCAAGGUGAAAGCGGCCUUCACUAGGGCGUACAACAGAGAAGCGCACCUCACCCCGUACUCGCUGCAGGCCCUGAAGCCCCACCGGCACAGCAGCGUGGGGCUGGCGCAGGACUCAGAGUACAGCGAGGAGCUGAAUGACGAGGACUCUCUGGCCGACGACAAGGACCCCAACGCCGUGGAGAGUGACGCCAUGAUCAAGAAAAAGACAAAAGCUCCAAAGCCUUCAAAAUCAGAAAAAGAUAAAGAGCCCAGAAAAGGAAAAGGAAAAAGUUCCAAGAAAUGAACCUGCUUUCACUGCUGUCAGCCACUUCACCCUCGUCCCCAUUGGCCCGUCACUGGUCUGGAGAGUGCUGUGUCUGCGCAUGAUGGGGCCACCUGGUGGCAUCAGCGGUGGCUUCGGCACUGCUGGAAGGACGGCACCAGCAGGCCCAGGCUCACUCUCCCAGGCCGAGAGAACUGCAGGCCUGCCCAGCGUGGGCCUGUUUCCAGAUCUGUAGAACCACCACUCGGAGCCACGUGGUAGUUCCGU